CCUGGCUCCUGCUCUCCGCCGCGGCUACCCACGCCGCCUCCUUGUCCCCUCGGGCGCUGGGGGUCGCGCAGGGCGGGACAUGGGUGACCGGAAGUGGAAGCUGUGAACGUCGCCGCCCGGGGCGCCGAAGCUCCAGGCGCCGUCGGGGCCGCCGCGACGCACGCAUGGAGAGCGCUGGGCUCUGGGUUGCGCACCGACGGCUAACCGGCACGCACGGGUUCUGCCGGGCGCCGGCUGUGCAGAACCGACCGGCCUGUCGGGGCGCGGGAACAUGAGGCUAGGCCCGGAGCCCUCAGUGGGCGAGGCGCGCGGUGUGCGGGCCUACCCCGGUCGCGGGUGAACGGUGCAGAGCCCCGGGACUCGCCCGUCAUUGGCAGCGGCGGCAUGGUCUUCUGUCUGGACAACGAGCAGCCACGCCUCCCGCUGCGAAGCGCCAUGGUCCACUUCCAGGCCUCAGAAGUCCAGCAGCUGCUACACAACAAGUUCGUGGUCAUCUUGGGGGACUCAAUCCAGCGGUCUGUGUACAAGGACCUAGUGCUCUUGCUCCAGAGGGACUCCCUGCUCACAGCUGCUCAGCUGAAAGCCAAGGGGGAGCUGAGCUUUGAACAGGACCAACUGGUGGCUGGGGGUCAGCUGGGCGAACUGCACAACGGGACACAGUACCGGGAGGUCCGCCAGUUCUGCUCGGGUUCUGGCCACCACCUUGUGCGCUUCUACUUCCUCACCCGCGUUUACUCCGAGUACCUCGAGGGCGUCCUGGAGGAGCUGACAUACGGGCCUGCCCCGGACCUGGUGAUCAUCAACUCCUGCCUCUGGGAUCUCUCCAGGUAUGGCCGCUGCUCAAUGGAGAGCUACCGAGAGAACCUGGAGCGGGUGUUUGUGCGCAUGGACCAGGUGUUGCCAGACUCUUGCCUGCUGGUGUGGAACAUGGCAAUGCCCUUGGGAGAGCGCGUCACUGGGGGUUUCCUUCUGCCAGAGCUCCAGCCCCUGGCAGGGUCUCUGCGGCGGGAUGUGGUUGAAGGGAACUUCUACAGCGCAACGCUGGCCGGGGACCACUGCUUUGAUGUCCUGGACCUCCACUUUCAUUUCCGGCAUGCAGUACAGCACCGUCACCGAGACGGUGUCCACUGGGACCAGCAUGCCCACCGCCACCUCUCACACUUGCUUCUGACCCACGUGGCCGACGCCUGGGGUGUGGAGCUGCCCCAGCGUGACUAUCCUUCUGACCCAUGGAUUGAGGACUGGCCAGAGCCGGAUCAUCCGUUCCAGGGGAGCCAUGGGCAGCCCCCAGACUUCGGGGAGCAGCUGUGUUUGCCCCCACCCCAGCCUUCUCCUCUGCCCCCUCCCAUACCUUUCCCCUACCCCAUUCCUCAGCCCUCGCCGCCUCCCCUGUUUCCACCCCUGCCCCAGGACACCCCCUUUUUCCCAGGCCAGCCCUUCCCAGCCCAUGAAUUCUUCAGUUAUAAUUCAACAGAAGACUUCUCGAUGUCACCCCACUUAGGAUGUGGCCCUGGAGUGAACUUUGUGCCUGGCCCCCUGCCACCUCCAGUCCCUGGCCCUGUCCCCCAUGGUCAGCACCGGGGCCCAGUGGUCCACCGGGGGAUGCCACGCUGUGCUCCCAGCAGCCCUUACCAUGUGCCGAGGAUGGGGGGGCCCUGCAGACAGCGGCUCAGACACUCAGACAGACUGAUCCACACAAACAAACUGGACAGACAGCCUCCUGCCCAUUCGGGGACAUGGCCUGGGUAGACUGGAUCUUGGGCUGGGGCUGGAUGUGCCGAUGGCCCUGCAGGGCCUGCUUGCCACCCCCGGUGCUGGGUCAGGGUGUCUGUUAUGCCUGACAUUGUUCUUGUCCAUUGCUGUCACUAAAUAAAGGCGUGGAAGAACAGA
Molecule: messenger RNA, 1890 nt
Organism: Felis catus (domestic cat)
Lineage: Eukaryota; Metazoa; Chordata; Mammalia; Carnivora; Felidae
Gene: PCED1A
Product: PC-esterase domain containing 1A
Exons: 8
Coding region: 385-1749 (454 amino acids)
Source: RefSeq, a predicted model, not a curated record